AUGGAGUCCCGCAACCGCUUUCCUCCAUACCGAGGAGAACUCGACGUGACGUUUCUCCUACCCCCAAUACACCCAACUGCUCAAACUCAUCUCUCUGUUCUCGGUGCUACCGCUGAUGCCCAAGCCAGGGAUGGUCAGCUGACUGCUCGUGUCGGUGCUGGAGCUGUCGCCCCCAAGGAGGCGCUGAAGCUCAGGUUAGAUCUUAACCUCGAGGUCGACAUUGCCAUCCAGGCCAAGGUCAACGGUGACAUCACCCUCUCGCUCCUCAUUUUUGAUUUUGGUUCUCGGACGGAUUCUAGUUGA
Messenger RNA from Guyanagaster necrorhizus, 303 nucleotides. RefSeq lists its product as uncharacterized. The record is from RefSeq and is a predicted model, not a curated record. The transcript has 3 exons. Lineage: Eukaryota; Fungi; Basidiomycota; Agaricomycetes; Agaricales; Physalacriaceae. Bases 1 to 303 code for a protein of 100 amino acids.